Molecule: messenger RNA, 2710 nt
Organism: Plectropomus leopardus (leopard coralgrouper)
Lineage: Eukaryota; Metazoa; Chordata; Actinopteri; Perciformes; Serranidae
Gene: pax3b
Product: paired box 3b
Biological process (GO): anatomical structure development; regulation of transcription by RNA polymerase II
Molecular function (GO): RNA polymerase II cis-regulatory region sequence-specific DNA binding; DNA-binding transcription factor activity, RNA polymerase II-specific
Source: RefSeq, a predicted model, not a curated record
AACAACAACAAUACCUCCGUCCUAGCCUCACCGCCUCGGCCAAGAGGUCAAAAAACCGGCGAAUAAAACCGAGGAGACUUAGAAAUUAACACUUGAUAACAUCCAAAUAUUCAAUUUUCUUCUUUAUUGCCGUCACGUUUGAGUCCUCAGAGGGUAGUGGCUCGCGGGACGCUGGCUGCAGCUCGGGUGCGGCUAACCGAGGCUAGCCGAGGCUAACCUCCCAGGGAGCUUUAAGAGGCAAAAACGCGUUUUUAAACGUCGACCUUCUGCUGCAAACUCGGUGUUGGAGCAGCAGCCUCCCCGUCAGGAGGAGGUAUCAGCAGGCACUGGGGUGUUGGAGGUAUGACUGCGUUGGCGGGGUCAAUACCCAGGAUGAUGCGACCCACGCUGGCUCAGAACUACCCCCGCAGCGGCUUCCCACUGGAAGUGUCCACCCCGUUGGGUCAAGGCCGUGUGAACCAGCUCGGAGGAGUUUUCAUAAAUGGCAGACCUUUGCCCAACCAUAUCCGACAUAAAAUCGUGGAGAUGGCCCACCACGGCAUCAGGCCGUGUGUCAUCUCCCGACAGCUCCGGGUCUCUCACGGCUGCGUGUCCAAAAUCCUGUGCCGGUACCAGGAGACGGGCUCAAUCAGACCUGGGGCCAUCGGUGGCAGCAAACCCAAGCAGGGCACAACGCCGGACGUAGAGAAGAGAAUAGAAGAAUACAAGCGGGAAAACCCGGGUAUGUUUAGCUGGGAGAUUCGGGAUAAAUUACUGAAGGAUGGGAUAUGUGACCGCAACAACGUUCCUUCAGUGAGCUCCAUCAGUCGCACCAUGCGGAGUAAGUUCGGAGGAAAAGGCGACGAAGAGGAGGAUGAGGAGGAAAUUGAGAGGAAAGAGUUGGAGGAGAGCGACCGGAGGGCCAAACACAGCAUCGAAGGCAUCUUAGGAGACAGAUCAAGUCACUCAGAUGAGGGUUCGGAUGUGGAGUCAGAACCUGAUCUGCCGCUUAAGAGGAAGCAGCGGCGCAGUCGGACCACCUUCACAGCAGAGCAGCUGGAAGAGCUGGAGAGGGCCUUCGAGAGGACCCACUACCCCGACAUUUACACCAGGGAGGAGCUCGCCCAGAGGGCCAAGCUCACAGAGGCCAGGGUCCAGGUUUGGUUCAGCAACAGGCGGGCGAGGUGGAGGAAGCAAGCAGGAGCCAGUCAACUGAUGGCAUUUAAUCACCUCAUCCCAGGGGGUUUCCCACCUUCAGCCAUGUCCAGCAUCCCCCCCUACCAGCUCUCUGACAGCACCUACCCCCCCUCAUCUAUAGCACAAGAGCCGCCCAGCACGGUGCAUCGGCCCCAGCCUCUCCCUCCUUCCUCGGGCCACCAAGCCAAUGGUGGUGGAGGCCAGGUAGAAGGAGGCUCUGCCUACUGCCUCGCCUCCGGACGCCACUCCUUCUCAGGCUACUCGGAUAGCUUUGUGAGUGCUGGAGGACCGGCUAAUCCCAUGAACCCCGCCAUAGGAAACGGACUCUCUCCUCAGGUGAUGGGUCUGCUGAACCCGGGCGGUGUGCCUCAUCAGCCCCAAAGCGACUACGCCAUCUCCCCUCUGACGGGCGGCCUGGAGCCUCCUGCUGGCAUGGCUGCCAGCUGCAGCCAGCGCAUGGAUCACAUCAAGGGCCUGGAGGGUCUCACCAGUGUUCCCUCCAUGUCGGCUCUGCCCUCCCUGCCCAGCUCCCAGUCCUACUGCCCGCCUUCCUACAGCUCACCGGGCUACACCGUCGACCAUGUGGCGUCCUACCAGUACGGCCAGUACGGACAAAGUAAGGUGCCCUUUCUUAUCUGAGGCCUGAAAUCACCUGAGCUUCGGACUUGACGUGAACAGUGUGUACAGUGAUGGAAAUCUUUUAAUAUCUGGACCAAAAUUUAUUUUGCUACCAUAUACUGGACGUGUUCUCUACAACAGGACGUUAUAUUAUUAAUUCUUGGUGGAGAAAAAAAAAAAAGAAGGGACCACAAGAAGGAAUAUCAGACCAAAAACUGUUGAUUGACUGUGAAGAAAAAAACUGUUGAUUGACUGUGAACAUCGCAUCAGUAUUGUGGAUGGACGGCAGAGAUGUCGGUGCUUGAUGUGGUGCAGAGCUCUGAGCGUCUACGGUGCCCUGCAGAGACACAGACAAAUCCAGCGACCAAACACUGUUCAUAGGCUGCCUGUGGGGUCUCUGUGAGGACAUCAAACCCAAAUCUCUUCGUAGUAAUCGACAAACCUCUGAGGCGAUGCUUGAAGGAACAUGUUUACAUAUCUUAGGGCCACAUGAGUACGUAUGAAAUUCCAUGUAUCCCCAAAUUAAUCCCCAUAUUGUAUCUGCUGAACGGGGAAAAAAAGAAAAGGGCUUUGUUGAUUUUAUUGCAUUUGUUUGAGAUCUGUGCAUCCCACACAUGGAGAGAAAUUCCAGAGUUGGAGAAAACAAACGUGAGCGAACGAAUGUGUGGGUUUAUUGUAUCCAAUGUACACCACAGCUGUACUGCAGUGAAAGUUCAUUCAAACAUUCCUCCUACCUCCUCCUCCUCUGUCUCCUUCUCUCUCUCUCUCUCCUCUCGCCUUUCUGUGUCAUUGAUGUUUCGGGCGGUGAGGCAGGGAUCCCGGCCUUUUGUAGUUUUAGAGAGGAACUCCGAGGAGGUCAGGGGGUGACUUUAGGGAAAGUGACAGAUGAGAGAGCAGUAGAGGAGGGCGGCGGAGA